This is a messenger RNA of Osmerus eperlanus (European smelt), 936 nucleotides long. Its product is annotated as mitochondrial outer membrane protein SLC25A46-like. Lineage: Eukaryota; Metazoa; Chordata; Actinopteri; Osmeriformes; Osmeridae. The transcript has 5 exons. Gene Ontology annotation, biological process: mitochondrial membrane fission; mitochondrial fission; axon development. Gene Ontology annotation, cellular component: mitochondrial outer membrane. Bases 1 to 936 code for a protein of 311 amino acids. The record is from RefSeq and is a predicted model, not a curated record.
AUGCGGCCUGUACCCGUGCAGCAGCCUGCCUUGCCCCUCUCUGGGUUGCUAAGGUCUUUCCAAAAGAUAGGAAGUGAUAUGUACAAUCCUCUGCACGGGAAGAACACCGUGUCCCAUCAGCCGUCAGCAGUCCCGCUUCAGAAGAUUGGAUCCCGGGUUUCGGCACCAAAUGUUGAGGAAAUAUUUUUUGUCUCUUUUCCUCCUCGACCCUUUUACUGUUUUAUUUUUGUCUCUGUUCCCUUUAGGGAGUUAUCACACAAGUGGAAUCCAAAGCAAGUUAUUGGACACUUGGUACUCAAAAGUUUGUCCUAUGUGGUCGCAAUGCCAUUUUACUCUGCAAGCCUCAUCGAAACCGUGCAGAGUGAGAUCAUCCGUGACAACCCAGGAAUUCUGGACUGUGUGAAGGAAGGCGUGGGCCGGGUGAUGGGCAUGGGCAUUCCCCACAGCAAGCGCCUCCUGCCGCUGUUGAGCCUGGUGUUCCCCACAGUCCUGCAUGGGGUCCUCCACUACAUCAUCAGCUCCACCGUGCAGAAGGUGGUGCUGCUCUUCCUCCGAAGGAAGAGCCCGCCCGGGCAGCCCGCCGACAGGCCCGACGGUGCUCAGAGCAUGCUGGAGGCCUACUUCCCCGAACUCAUGGCCAGCUUCGCUGCCAGCCUGUGCGCCGACGUCCUGCUCUUACCCCUGGAGACCGUCCUCCACCGGCUCCACAUCCAGGGCACGCGCACCAUCAUCGACAACACGGACCUGGGCUUCGAGGUCCUGCCCAUCAACACCCAGUACGAGAGCAUGAGAGACUGCAUCAACGUCAUCCGCAGAGAGGAGGGGCCCCUGGGCUUUUAUAAAGGAUUUGGGUCAAUAGUCGUGCAGUACACGCUACAUGCCGCUGUACUACAGAUCACCAAGUUGAUUUAUUCAACAUUGUUGCAAAAUGCUUAA